AAGAAAGAAAAAUCCUUCAAUCAAGCGUCAUUUAUAAUAAUAUAUGCGGAUUACAUCAUUCUUGGAAAAGGAACACGCGGCAAUAUAAGUGCUCUUCGCCCGAACUGUUACGAUUUCUUCGCUUCGAGAAAUCGCCCUAGGCGUCUAAGCACCGUCCGAAAGUUGUCGGCGAAAGGAUUCACCCCUCUGCGGGAGAGUUCAGCGGCGAUCAGUGAUCCAUCUUCCCUGGAUCCCCGGGCGAUCGGCUCGUUGAGCCACUUCCUCUUAUAUUCGCGCUCAAGGCAAACCUGAUGUCGAAUCCUUGACGCGAAAUCGGAUCACGUUCGUCAACAAUUGUCAUCAUCAGAUUUCUCGAGCCUGCAUCAUAGGACCCGGUACUGCGACAGCUGCACCCCUCGUUGGAUGCAUUUACAUGCGCUUCCCAAAGGUCAACGAUGACGAGCUGCAUAUGUCUCCUCGUGUAACGAUUCGAGAGCGACGCGCCUUAGUUAUAUUAUGCAACUAGGCUCACCAGGUGAUCUAUAUUUUCUUCUGCUCGGCUCAUCUCGGCUACCGAAGCACCCAUUCACUCGACUCGCCAACGAGAGAGGCUCAUCGUUGUAAGAGGAUCGCUUUCUCUCUCUCUCUUUUUCUCCCUCGAUUGAUAGACGACAUGACGAUAUCGAGAUCGUCGAUCGAAAUUCCGCGCGACACAUUUUCAAAUUCCUAUGAGGCGAACGACACGCGAACGAUUACGUCAGUCGCAGUUGCAGAAGCAAACUGCAAUUUUUUUCUGCACGUCGAAACGCGUUUGUUAAUGCAUACAGGUAUCUUCUGCGUAAGCGCAUCUCGCGUGAAUAGUCGCAGAUAAUAGGAAGAAAUAUCGUCGAGGGAUCUUAAGAUGAAAAUAAUAUCUGGAUAGAUCUAAAAUAUAUCGAUCUUCACCGCAAAAAGCAUUCAUCAUGUACUGUAGAAAGUUACAUGUCGAGAGAAGAGAUGAUCGUGGGAAGAUACUAGCCGGCAAUAAAAUAAUGCCGUUCUAUUUUAUAGCGAUCCCAAUCGAGGAGAGAUAUGAAAAUGAAGUAACAGAUGCACAGAGGCAGUUAUCCGUAAAUGGAAUGCAGUUAUAAAGUUAAAGGGAAAUUAACAAAGCAUCCCAAUUAUGCGUCUGACGAAAAACAUCGAGGCGUUGAAUUGAGCGAGAUGACGUAAUGCUGUCUUAUAUGUAUUUUCCUUUCAUUCCCAACACGAUUAAAGCUAGCAUAGAUUGCAUUUAUAUAAGAAGACGGAAUCUUUUUAAUUUAAUAAUCGGAAUGGAUGAACUUUAACGUGCCACCUCUGCAUUUCUGACAUCAGAUCAAUCACUGGAACGAAACGCAAUAAAACAUUACCUGAUUUAAGGAGGCACAGCUAAUCGCGGGGAUUUUGUACAAUAUCGAAGGCUAGUUUUGCUCUCAAUCGUGAAGGAUGAUCGAGGAAUCGCUUCCUUCCAAUUAUUUUUCGACGCCGAUGGGUAUGAACAAAUACAUAAGAGUUCAAAGAGACACUUGGAGAUUUACAUCGGAUUAGUUCUGAGAGUUCUCGCGCCGAUGGACCUCACCUCUGGCAUAACACGAGCAGCAAGAUGGAUGGAUGUACGGAUAGCGGAUGUUAAGAGGGUCGGGUCUCUCCAAGAAUAUCGGUGACUUCAAUGCUUCGUGAAGUAGAAUACACGAUGCCCCGACACGGUCGUCGUAUCCUAUUAUCAAACUCGUAGCUCACGAUUGCUCAGGAUUUUUUUAUCUUGGCCGCAUUCUCGCAUCCGAUCUGCAAAACAUGUUUAUUUUAACCUCGAGAAUUGUGGCGCUAUAUACAGAAGAGGGUGCUUCGCCGUGCGAAUGCCGUCUCGUGACUUUUCUUCGUCUAUUUCUUCCGUUCCUUAUUUGUACAUCGAAUUCGUUCGAGAUGUGUAUAACAUCAAAACAACAUUAUCGGCUACGAUUUCUAAAUAUGGAUCCAAAGUUCGGCCAAGUUCCAUCUCAAAUCGAGACGCGCGUCUUUCUCUCCGUUGUAUGGUGAACGCGACGCCUAUCUGGACGCGAUCAUCGCUUCAUUUACGGCUAAACGUGAGUACGCUGACCGUAAGCUGGAUCGUUAAUCGACGAGUUAUGUGUCAAUCGGCAAUCCGAUGAGCGCAUUCGCUAUUGCUUACGUAUUUACGUGCGGCGGAUUUUUUUUUUUUUUUUUUAAUGAAUACGUUUAUACGAUAUUGAAGCUGCAACUAUAUAAACGCGUAACAUUUGAUCGAUCGCGGAUGUAAAUCUUCGAAUCCGUGGGCGAUUUCGCGGAUUAGCCUUUUGUAAUUCAUUUUAUGUAAUCAAUAAUAAUCAAAUCUUCGAGUAAUCGGAUCUAAACUUUUCGAUCGUUCAAUUAGUCGAAUACUCAGAUAAAAACGUGCGCGCAAAACUCUUUUGACAAGAUAAUAGCUUCCAUUAAUAACUCUGUCGCUGGAAGGAGCAAAAAUAAUAAACUUUGCAUCAUAUAUCAGCCGCGGUAGAUCAGCCGGGAAUAUUCAGGUUGCUCAGAUAUUCAGAGUUCGUGACCUAGCGUAUACGCACGUAUCGGACGGUCACUCCGAAGUUGUUCAACGCACAACGAUUGCGCAACGAGCUCGAUUGCGCGAAGUCUGCGUUCUAAGUUGUUCUCCAUAGAGACACGCUCUAUCGCUCGACGACGGCGAUGACGAUCCCGCGGCAUUCGGGUAUAAUUCUCGCGUCGAAAGAGCCGAUAUAAUUACAAGAGAGAAUGCGUGACUGGCUACGUCAUCGGUUUGGCUUGUUUUUCUACGCUUUUCCAUCGUUUCGCAAAUGGACCAGAUAAAUUCGUACUAUUUAAAGAAAGACACUAAGAGGUUCUCGAUAUGCUAUUAUAAUUAGACCAUAGAUUUUAUCAUGAAAAAGCUGUUAGAUAAUUAUUUUUAUAAUAGUACUAGUAUAUACUUGAUAAUUUCUUAAAAUGAGAUAGUGAGAAAUCUCAUGAACAUCUUGAGCGAUAUCGUUUCACUUUUAGACGUCAUUAUCUGAAUCCUAUCGCUUCACUUUCAUGCCUCGACUCUAGUGUCGACCUUCAGGUCCGUUCCGAGAUGUUUGCCGAUCUAUAUCACUUGACAUUGCGCAACCACCCCUCAUUACUUGACAGGUUCAUCUUGCGACGGAGGCCUCCUUUCUCGCCCCUUGAUGGUCCCCCUCAUCGUGCGCGUCUCUCUUUAUUCGGAUAUUCUGGGAUUUAUUUUUCUCUCUUCUUUUUCUUCUUCCAGGCGGCAUCUUCGCGGGACGAGGAUCACAAAUGAAUCUUCGAGGAACACAUCAUCGGGUGAUCUCUAACCAUCCGAUGCCAUCCACGCGCGUAGUUUCUCAUCAACUGGUGGGAGGAAGACGAUCCUCGCGCGGGAUCGGUAUAUAAGCAUGUUGAAUUCGACCUGGAUCUGCGCAGAUCAAUUAUCAUCGUCGGUUUGACGAUACUUGCACAGUUUUGGGUGUCGCUGCAGUGUAUAACAUCGCUGGAAUUCGGUCGACGAGCGAAAUGGGAUCGCAAGUCGCCAUCGCGUUGUUAAUCAUCGUCGGGAUAUGCCACGCCGCACGGUUGGAUAAUAUUUAUCUUCCGCCCGGUAGCGCUGGAAGUGCGGGUGGACCAGGAUUGAUUCAUCCUCCAGGACCUGGUGGAGGUGGUCCCAUUAAACUGAGUAGCCCACUUAGUGGUUCAGGUGAUUUAGGUGGUCCAGGUGGCCAUGGUGGUCCAGAUAGUCAUGGUGGACCAAGUGGAUUCGGUCCCAGCGGUGAUAGCGGCAUUUAUCAAGGUGGCAGAUUGGCUGAUGAUGGGCAUGGUGAUCAGAAAAUACCCAUCCUUUCAUAUAGUAAUGAGAACGCUGGCGACGGAAAUUAUGAGUUUAGUUAUGAAACCGGAAAUGGUAUCACCGUGCAAGAAACGGGUCAUCAACAAGGAGAAUCCGAAGCAGUGAGCGGAUCCUUUUCUUAUACCGGACCCGAUGGUGUGCAAUAUUCCGUCACAUAUACGGCAGACGAAAAUGGCUUCCAUCCUCAAGGUGCCCAUUUGCCGACACCGCCUCCAAUUCCCCCGGAAAUUCAACGAGGCGUUGAACUGGCGCUUGCCGCCGAAGCCAGGGGAGAGAAUCAGGACGGUGGUGGUGGAGGAUAUUCGCACGGAGAGGGUGGAUAUUCUAGCGGAGGAGGCAGUCAUGGUGGCCACGGAAGUGACGCUUAUCAGGGAUUGAACUCGUAUCAGACAAGUUCAGCCGGUGGAUACCAAUAUUAGACAGCGAAUCAUCGACGUAUAUAUCAUACGCAGACACAAACUUCAUAUUAUAUCGUUUUGAACUUAUGUACAUAACAAUAUAUCAUAUAUAGAUCCUUUUAUUUAUAUAAAGUAUGUGUGUAUUUUAUUCAUGAAAAACUUGCCUUCUUUUUCUUUUUUUUAAUUGCUUUUGUAUAUUAAGUGCAU
Molecule: messenger RNA, 4476 nt
Organism: Nylanderia fulva
Lineage: Eukaryota; Metazoa; Arthropoda; Insecta; Hymenoptera; Formicidae
Cellular component (GO): chitin-based extracellular matrix
Molecular function (GO): structural constituent of chitin-based larval cuticle
Source: RefSeq, a predicted model, not a curated record